AUGCAUGCAGAGCGGGAGGUGAUAACGUUGGCCUUUGGUAACUACAGCUCUCUCGUGGCGGCACAGUGGGCCAACGGUACUUCGCACUACGAUGUCCAUCACACCACCCUCUACUCCGAGUGCCGCAGCGCGAACGUGUUAGGCGGAAGCAGCAGCGGAAAUGGGUGUGUCCAGGUGCCGCGUCUUCUGUUGCUCGACGCCCCUUACGCGAGCACUUUCGACGACGUCGAUGCCUGGGCGCACAAAUACAGAGAGGAGGCCGAAAGCGACGACGGUGGCGACGCCGCGUACAGCCCCUCCGCAGCCUCGUCGUCGCCUGGGUUCCGAAGAAAGGCCUCAUCGCCCUCGUCUUAUGGAGGUCUCCGGGACAGCGCCGAAGAAGAGGACCAUCGCCUCGCACGCGUGGCUAAAGCCGUGCAGCGUCGCGUCUUUGAGCAGCAUGGCCUCGACCACGGCGAUGACGUUGGGGAUGUGGUCGAUGUGCAGGACGACGAUGACGAAGAUGAAGAUGCACACUUGCUCUACGCAGAGGAGCAAGGCGACGUGUACAACAAUGCUGACUGGCACAGCAGCGCUAUCGCGACCCACCGUCGAGCGCAACGUCAAGCCUGCUUAAAGCGGAAGCUCUUCGAUGAGCAAAACACUGCGACCCCGUGGUGGCAGUACAUUACCACCGGCCUCGGGCCCGACAGUGUCACCUCCGUCAAACCACUCCAGCACAUCGAUCCAGCAGGUGAUCUGCCAGCGCUGCACAGCUUCGGGUACGGCCUCGCUUACCUCCGGGACGGUGGUAGAUCCAGCGAGGUGGCAGAUUUUAACGACGCUCUGCGCCGCAAGCUCGAGGCAGCUGAUCAGUUACAAGGCGUGCAGUGCUUCAUCGACGGUGACGGCCUCUUCGGUGGGGCAGCCGCAAACGUGCUCGAACAGCUGUGGGAGGAGGCGGGUCCCAAGACGCCGAUUGUUCAGGCGUGUGCUUUUGCCCGUCUGCCGAUGUUUGUGGCCAAUCCAGACUACCGCGCUGAGGUCGCGUUCCGCGAGCGCCGCAUGGACGAAGUUGCACUGAACCAGCUGCUAGCCACACUACGCCUCUCACGCCACACAUCAGCGGUGUACAUCCCAGUGCCUCUGUCGGACUGGGAUGUCUUGUUCAAGGGCGCCGCAACCGCCGCGUCGCCGACUGAGGCACCGCAGUGGUUGCAUGACGAGCGAGCGACAGCGCAGCUGCUGGCGGCUGUCGUGGACACGGCUCUCUACGGACUCCGCGACGGUAGCUGUACGAGCGGGGCCUCGUCACAGGGCCCGCAGUGGUACAUGGAUGAGUGGUGCCGUGUGGUGCGGCCAGCGCCGUCGCUGCGGGUGGCGGCUGCGAUGGGGGCUCUGCCGCAGCCCGUAUCGGCCUCGUCGGAGCUGUGGGAGUUCUUGCAGGCAAACCCGCUCCUGCCCGACGCGCCGCAGCUCGACGAACACGUGGAUCGUGCAAAAGACAGCGCAGAGGACGACGCCAGCUCUGGGCAGACGCGGCUGCAAGCGAAGUAUUUUCCUCUGACACACAGCAUGUCGACCUACUCGCCUGCCCAGACGGCCGGCCAAGUCCUUGGUCAUGCGGUCAGUCUGCGCGGUGCCGGAUGCCUUCCGGCGACACUGUACCCAGCGCGUGAGGCGAUGCUGCGCUACGCCCUCCCUCUUCGCACUUCCACCUACCUGCCGUUCCUGACAAGGGUAGGCUACCCCAUUUCCGACACCUUUCCAGCGGAGCUCCUUUUUGCCGAUCCCGCCGCGACGGCGAAGGCGCUGGGUGGUGCUGCUGGGAACGGUGGCUGUGCUAGUGCCGCCUCGCUGCGCAGUGUUCUGCAGAGUGUAGAUGUCGGGGCCCAUGUGCUGAGCACGUACACCACGGCGUCAAUGCUGCGCGACAUCAACGCCAAGGCGCAGGCAGCGCUGCGUUACAAGAUGGACCGCUACUGCGACGCGUACGUAAUGGAGAGGGACGACUGGCGUGAGGCGCUGGACGAGGGACUGGCGCUCUUCGAUGACUACAACCACGUGCCGCCGUCAGACGACGAAGACGGCGGCAGCAGCGACGGGGAUAACUACUAG
This is a messenger RNA of Leishmania braziliensis MHOM/BR/75/M2904, 2097 nucleotides long. RefSeq lists its product as hypothetical. The record is from RefSeq and is a predicted model, not a curated record. Gene Ontology annotation, cellular component: cytoplasm. The transcript has a single exon. The coding region runs from base 1 to 2097 and encodes 698 amino acids. Lineage: Eukaryota; Euglenozoa; Kinetoplastea; Trypanosomatida; Trypanosomatidae.